Molecule: messenger RNA, 4925 nt
Organism: Dunckerocampus dactyliophorus (ringed pipefish)
Lineage: Eukaryota; Metazoa; Chordata; Actinopteri; Syngnathiformes; Syngnathidae
Gene: cfap97
Product: cilia and flagella associated protein 97
Exons: 4
Coding region: 1161-2288 (375 amino acids)
Biological process (GO): spermatogenesis
Source: RefSeq, a predicted model, not a curated record
UUAAAGCGAUAGUUCGGAUUUUUUUACAUGAAGUUGGAUGACAUCCCCAUCCGCAUUGUAGUCCAUUAGCAGCGAAAUUAACGUAAUCUACUCCAUAGCUUCUCUGUUUGCAUUAGUAGUUUCUAUGCAAAUAGUAGUCUCUAACUAUUGUUUAUCGUUUCUGUCAAUGAACCUCUCAAUUCUAUGCGUGAAUUUAAAAAAUGUCGUUAAAAGACACUUUUCCGGUCGAGUCUGUUUUCCCACGAGUCAAAAUGACUUUACUAAACUGCUUCUAGACACGGAACAGUUUAAAUGUAAAGAGAAUGCGCUAUUAAUUUAAUUUCUACACUGGAACAUCUUUAUGUGGAGGUUGCAUGUUCUCCCUGUCCUUGUGGGUUAAAUUAUUUAUGCGUCAAUUUACAAUAAAUUGGAGUGAGGUUUUAAGGUUAUCUAGCCUCACUGUCCUGAUUACAUAAAAAUAUAAGGUAUGUCAUGAAACUAAAGCUUUCCGUGUUUAGACGGGAGAUUUUCAUAAGUUUACGUGUUUAGCGUACUUUAGUAAAAAGUGUGCAUGCCUAUCAUAUAUCCAGUACAACACAAGUGGCUCCCUGCUGUUUUUAUUUUGACUCUCAUAGCGAAUCGUGAGCUAAUGAGAUCACGACAACUACACUAACAUGAGAAAAUUGGCAUUGUGAUCCUUCUGAAUGCACAAACGUGGAUUCAAGAUGAUGCAAGUACCUAAUACAGUGGUCGUCAUUGUAUGUGCUGUACGUAGUGAAUACUGUUACGACAGUGGAUGGUGACAUGUGGUGGACAAAUGGUGUAAUUGCAUUUAGACGUCGUCUGCGUCAGCUUGUGACUUAAACCUUAAAACGGAGACAUCAACACGUAAGGCCUUUGAAUAGUAGACGUGACACGUUGAUGUAAUUUUUGCCUUCAUUCGUGUUUGGCUUUGAGUAAAGCUGUUGUCACUUUUUCACCGCAUUCGUGAGAGAGUUGUAGUUCCCUCCGAUGCUUAGCCGUGCGAGCUGGGACUGAAAUGUGCUCCAGGAAGCCGUCCAUCUGGCAACAAGGCCGCAUGGCAACAGUUGCAAGGAAGUGACGUCAGCUAAAUCCGGGGGGAAGCCAUUAGCCAGUUGCCUUGUUUUUGAAUCGAUAACGCGGUGUCACCUGGACUCGUCAUGUUUAACCCCAGUGACUUAGAGGGUGACGUCGACCACUCCUUCUUUGACAGUGACCCUGACGACGACAGACCUGGAGGCAGACAGGUCGUUCGAAGCGAGGAAAAUGUGGCGGAAGAGUUGCCUGCUCGAUCGCCCGGCAGCGCGUUUAUGGCAUUGCUGGGUAGAGAGGAGGGAGAAGGCAGUGCCAGCAGCACUGACGACUCUCGAGAACUACGUCUACGCCAUCCGACGUCAUCGGAAGAAAUCAGCGAUCAGUCCAUCAAGAAAGGGAGACGAGUCAAACGCUCGAAAGGUUCCUCUUCCACCUCAAGCCACUACAGCUCGAUGGGAGGCACGAGGGGGAGAGGUCGGGAGCUGUCAGACAUCGAGCCCAGCAGGUCGUCGGAUAUGGGGCUGUCUUUGGCAGAAGAGUCGGACUACACGCUGGGAGACGAGGUGAGUCUUACCUCCUCAUCUUACUCCCACCUCAGGUCUGUGGAGGCUGACGAGAGCAGCGCCAAGGAACAGACGCUGAGGGAGAGUGCGCCGCUAAGUGGUCACAGCGGCUUCCUUCAUCCAGAUGGGACCCAUGCGGAUGAGUACUCUCAGACAGAGUCCUUUGUUCCUGAAAGUCUUCUCGAGGAAAAUGUAGUUUAUCACUGGCGAGGACGACCAAGCAGGAAGAACUACACCUUCAACAACAAUGAAGUUCGACGUAUCGAUCACGAGAAUCAGCGACUCCUUCGUGUGCUGUCACGGAUUUCUCUAGCGCCGGGGGCGUCCGUGGGUCAGUUCACCCGAAUUGCAAAGGCGGGUCCACCUCACAUCCCUCACAGUGCUGUCAAUAGGCUACGGGAGCAGAAACGCAUCGAUAAGGACAACCAAGCUCUCCUGAAGAGACUGGAGUAUGUCAAGUCUACACCUAUGCUCAAGCGUUCAAACCAGCUGACUGACUACCAGCGUCAAGCCAGAUAUCAGGAUACACCAUGCCCUGUGUGUGACAACUCUAACCUGGCUGCAUCCAGCGUCGGCCAGAGUUCCAUGCGGGCCAGUACAUCCCAGCUAGGAACACGGGCAACCUCAGGCAGCUCCAAUGCAACCAGGUCCAAAAUGCACCCCUCAGCACGCUCGCCUUUUUGUUGUUAGUCAGCUUAUGUGCAGGUUGUGUCUUUACUGUAACUAAUAAAUGUGUUUGUUUUGCCAACUGACUUUUUCCUUUUUUUUUUUACAUUUUUGAUCAUGUAGGUCAUGUACACCUGAAUGUGUGUGUGUGUGAUACAUUUUGUUUUUCAUGCUAAAAAAAUUACUUUAAUGUAAAAACAAAUACACUACGCAUUUUGUUUUUAAAAAAAUCAUAAAGGGCACCGUAAUUUACUUGAAAUAUGGUCUUUCUAUGUUGAUAUAUGUUAUGGUGUAUGUUUAUACUUAAUUGGUCAUUGGGUGACACAAGGUUUUUUGUUGUUUUUUAAAAGAGGGCCCAAUUCAAUGGAAGAUACAUGUUUUCACCCCUACUACAUUUAAAUAAGGUGUUCCUGUAACAAUCAUUUUCUGUGCAGCUUGUCCUCACUGGGGUCGCGGGGGUCUGCUGGAGCCUAUCCCAGCUGACUUCAGGCGAGAGGCUGGGUACACCCUGGAAAGGUCGCCAGCCAAUCGCAGGGCACAUACAACCAGUCACACUGACAUUCAUAACUAUGGACAAUUUAGAGUCGCCAGUUAAAGUGGGAGGAAACCGGCGAACCCAGAGAAAAAAAGUCAGUCAUGCACGGGGAGGACAUGCAAACAACAGAUUCAAACUCAGAUCUCCUGACUGUGGCCAACACUUGGCCACUGUGCGGCGAACCUAAUGUGUUUUUGGAAUGUGGGAGGAAGCGGAAGUACCCAGAGAAAAGUCUCGCACACACGUGGAGGACAUGCAAACUCCACACAGAUGUCCAACGCAGAUAAGAACCAAGAUCUUCCAGAUCUCCUGCCUGUGGCUAACAUGCUAACCACUUCCUGUAACAUAGUUUUAGUUCAUAUUAUGCAAAAUUAAACAGUAAUGUCAAAAAUAACUAUAAUCAAAUUUAGUUUUUGUAAUUUCAUUGAAAUAAGGUGUAAUAGCUUACUGUUUCUUUCGAUGCAAAAUAAAUACCUAUUAGAAAAUGCACUUAACUGGUCACGGGGGGCACAAAAAUAAAGACUGGACAUUUAAAUAAAGUACGGUAAUAGAUUUAAAUCUAAAACUGUGUCAAAAAAGCUUUAAAAGUAAAAAAAAAAAUGGUUCCUGAUCCCAAAAUCUCUUACCCAUAAAUGGAGUACUUUUAGAAUUUAACGGGGAUGUCAUUUUAGAAAUACUUUUUCCACAAAGUCCAUCUGAUAUUAGGUUGGCAGCAUAAGAUGAGCGUGAGGAACAGAAUAAAUCUUUAUUCCUAUAAUAGUGAGGCUGUGUACAGAGUAAGAGUGGUCACAUGACACAACACAUUGGACACUUUGUAUGGUACACUUGCACAAUCUAAUGAGAUGAAAUGUAUAUUUGUGUAGGUGUACCUCAUGUUGUGACUGUUGAGUGUAUAUACAGAGAUUUAUUUGAGGCAUAUUCCGUCCGCCUGGCUGCAACACGAUACAAGAAUUAAGACUGGAUUAUGAAGGGUUUCCAUGGAGACUUCUAGUGGCCUAUGUGUACUUUUUGAUCUCGUCGUACAACACCAGCACGAAGGCGCCGCCCAUGCCUCUGAUCACGUUGGACCAGGCGCCCUUGAAGAAGGCCUUUGAUCCCUCAUCCUUGAGGAUCUUCCUCCAGCAGUCGAUUGUGCCCUUGUACAUGAUAUCAGCUGGAAGACAACAGGCAUUGGUGUAAGCUGCUGCAGCUGUAGCGGCAUGACGUCACAUGAUUUGCGGCACUCACCUCCUUUGCGACCGGACUGCAUCAUCAUGCGACGUCUGACUGUGUCGAAGGGGUAUGACACCAGGCCGGCCGCGGCGGUCACUGUCUGGGCGAUCAUCCAGCUGACCACGAUGUGCGUGUUUUUGGGAUCUGGGAGCAUUCCUGUGGGUUGGGCAAAAUAAUCCAUUAGCAGCUGCUUGGGUCUUGAAGCAAUUAUGGUCAAAUGGAGGCCAUGACUAGCUGCAAACAAAGGCUCCCUUGAUUCACCCCCAACCAGUUUUGUUGUGUACUGAUUAAUUUUUCAGUAAAUUUAGUCAGAUGCCAAUUUGUAUUUAUGAUUGAACCUUUAAGAAAUAUUUUAUUUUUAGGUUGCAUUGGUGUAAAAAUGCACUGCACCAUACUGAGCUGUCAAAUAAUAUAAUUUAAAAAAUGCUUUAAAAUACCAUAGUGACCCACAUAUAAGACAAUCCUGAAUUCAAGACAGCCUCUCUUUCAUGACCUUUUUGAUGAUUUUGCAAGGACCGAUGUAAUCUUUAACAUGUUUUUGUCGAAGCAACUGUCAGUUCUAAUGAAAAAGGAUUUCAUAUUUCUUUGCAGUUUGACUCUGACUCGCUUGGGGAGAAGUCAUUUUGCGCCAUCUGCUGGUUUAAAUAAAUGAAUCUCUAGACCCUGAAUGUAAGACCACCUUUUUCAGACUUUUUUUCUUUAAAAAAAACCUCAACAACUUUCUUAUAUUUGGGUCAACACAUCAAGUUAUGAAUAUAAUGUUUUAAAACAUGAAAACCAAGGCAAUUUUUCCCAUAGGAAAUAAUGUGAAUCCAAUUAAUCCGUUCCAGAGGACAGAAAAUCAUGAACAAAAAAUAAAUGUCAUAGCAAAUAUAAAUGAAGAAUGUAUGGAACUUAUUGUUAAUGCAGACAUC